AUGCCAUUAAAUUUAGUCGAAAUUAUUGCCAAUAAUCAGGGUAAUAGUACGACACCCUCUUAUGUCGCUUUUACCGAUACGAGACGUCUUACUGAUGAUGCUAAAAAUCAAGCUGCCAUGAACCCUAAAACGUCUCAUUGGACGUAG
Messenger RNA from Funneliformis geosporum, 147 nucleotides. The record is from the annotation of a GenBank genome assembly. Lineage: Eukaryota; Fungi; Glomeromycota; Glomeromycetes; Glomerales; Glomeraceae.